GGCGCCCCGGCGGCCGACGUCCCGCCGCCCUGCCCACCGCCGAGCUCGGGCAGGCCCCCCCAAAAUGGCGAGUGAGGCGGCGGGGACGCGCUGAGCGACGGAGGCGAGCGUGCCCAGCCGCUGCGGCCCGCACAGUGUGGAGCCCGGCCGGGCCCCGGCGCAGGGAACAUGCACUUUUCCAUUCCUGAAACCGAGUCCCGCAGCGGGGACAGCGGCGGCUCCGCCUACGUGGCCUACAACAUUCACGUAAACGGAGUCCUGCACUGCCGGGUGCGCUACAGCCAGCUCCUGGGGCUGCACGAGCAGCUUCGGAAGGAGUAUGGGGCCAAUGUGCUUCCUGCAUUUCCCCCCAAGAAGCUUUUCUCUCUGACACCUGCUGAGGUAGAACAGAGGAGAGAGCAGUUAGAGAAGUACAUGCAAGCUGUUCGACAAGAUCCAUUGCUCGGAAGCAGUGAGACCUUCAAUAGCUUCCUACGUCGCGCACAGCAGGAGACACAGCAGGUCCCCACCGAGGAGGUCUCCUUGGAAGUGCUGCUCAGCAACGGGCAGAAAGUUCUGGUCAAUGUGCUCACUUCGGAUCAAACAGAGGAUGUCCUGGAGGCUGUGGCUGCAAAGCUGGAUCUUCCGGAUGACCUGAUUGGCUACUUCAGUCUUUUCCUCGUUCGAGAGAAAGAGGACGGGGCCUUUUCUUUUGUACGCAAGUUGCAAGAGUUUGAGCUGCCUUAUGUGUCUGUCACCAGUCUACGGAGUCAAGAGUAUAAGAUUGUGCUAAGAAAGAGUUAUUGGGACUCUGCCUAUGAUGAUGACGUCAUGGAAAAUCGGGUUGGCCUGAACCUGCUGUACGCUCAGACAGUGUCAGACAUCGAGCGUGGAUGGAUUCUGGUCACUAAGGAACAGCACCGACAGCUCAAAUCUCUGCAAGAGAAGGUCUCCAAGAAGGAGUUCCUGCGGCUGGCGCAGACGCUGCGACACUACGGCUACUUGCGCUUCGAUGCCUGCGUGGCAGACUUCCCGGAAAAGGACUGUCCCGUGGUGGUGAGCGCGGGCAACAGCGAGCUCAGCCUGCAGCUCCGCCUGCCCGGCCAGCAGCUCCGCGAAGGCUCCUUCCGGGUCACCCGCAUGCGGUGCUGGCGGGUCACCUCUUCUGUGCCACUGCCCAGCGGGGGCACGAGCAGCCCAGGCCGGGGCCGGGGCGAGGUGCGCCUGGAACUGGCUUUCGAAUACCUCAUGAGCAAGGACCGGCUCCAGUGGGUCACCAUCACCAGCCCCCAGGCCAUCAUGAUGAGCAUCUGCUUGCAGUCCAUGGUAGACGAGCUGAUGGUGAAGAAGUCCGGAGGCAGUAUCCGGAAGAUGCUGCGCCGGCGGUUGGGGGGCACCCUGAGACGCUCUGACAGCCAGCAGGCAGUCAAGUCCCCGCCGCUGCUGGAGUCCCCAGACGCCAGCCGUGAAUCUGUGGUCAAACUCUCCAGCAAGCUGAGUGCCGUGAGCUUGCGGGGGAUCAGCAGUCCCAGCACCGAUGGCGGGGACGUUCACGGCAACUUCGCCUUCGAGGGCAUUGGAGAUGAGGACCUGUAGUCUCCGGUGGCCACCGUCACCCUCCACCCCGGAGCAGUGUUGAAACCUGCCCUGUGCCUGUCUUCCCCGAGCUGGGGAGUCUUUUCCUUCCUGCUUUCCUGGUUUUCUUUUUCUUCCCGGCCAGGAGCCUUCCUCACCCACCAUUCCCACGUCACGCCCCCCCUCCCCCCCAAAAAAAAUCUCGAGGCUGGCUGCACAAAGGAUUAAUCCCCCUUUUUUCAGAGCUGGGCCUCAAUGCCAAGUUAGCAUUUAGUAAUUUUGCACAAAGUCCAAGGGACCAUCGCUCCCUGCCUGGGGAGGAGCCACAGCCCCCUCAGGCUGCUUCCGGCUUCCGGGGGCCCCGGGCCGAGGGGAUGGGGCAGAGGUCCGUGCUGGGUCUGGCCCAGCUCCCCGUCAUUAAACAGCCUGAUUGCUGCCUA
Sorex araneus (European shrew) is the source of this 1994-nucleotide messenger RNA. It is a transcript of the gene SNX17, whose product is annotated as sorting nexin 17. Gene Ontology annotation, cellular component: early endosome. Gene Ontology annotation, biological process: signal transduction; intracellular protein transport. The transcript is spliced from 15 exons. The record is from RefSeq and is a predicted model, not a curated record. Gene Ontology annotation, molecular function: phosphatidylinositol binding. NCBI's taxonomy places the organism in Eukaryota, Metazoa, Chordata, Mammalia, Eulipotyphla, Soricidae. Bases 169 to 1575 code for a protein of 468 amino acids.